Messenger RNA from Cynara cardunculus var. scolymus (artichoke), 1008 nucleotides. RefSeq lists its product as uncharacterized. The transcript has a single exon. The coding region runs from base 1 to 1008 and encodes 335 amino acids. The record is from RefSeq and is a predicted model, not a curated record. NCBI's taxonomy places the organism in Eukaryota, Viridiplantae, Streptophyta, Magnoliopsida, Asterales, Asteraceae.
AUGUUUAAAGACAAAGGUAAAUUAAUUGAGGAAACUCAAUCAGAUUCAUCAGCUUGUGAUGAAGAAAAUGUUUUCAAAAACGAUGAAAAUCUUGUCGUUAGUGAAAAUGAAGCUGGUUUUUCAGCAGAUCUAAUGGUCCACCAGGAUAUGUUAGAUAAAAUUAAUAAAAUAAAUUUAAACCUGGAUAAAACCAAGGUUUUUAAAAUUCAGAGCUCUUUGUCAAAAGCAGUUCAAAAGGCGUUUAGACGCAAAAAUGAAAUUUUCUACUGUAUCUCUACAAAAGAAAUUUCUAUAGACAUCGCUGAUGUCUCCGGACAAGUUUACUUACCUCUCAUCACAAGAUCAGAGAUAAGGCAAAAGCUUGAAAAAAUUCCUAUUGAUAUUAGGAAAAAGAUCACUUUUGCACAUAUUGGUGCAAUCAAAAUUCUGAUCAAGGCGCAGUUUAGAAAUGGGAUUGACAGCCCUAUCAAGAUGGCGUUGGUUGACAACAGAAUUAACAACCGCAAGGACAGCCUCCUAGGCGCAGCACAAGGUAACUUGGCUUACGGUAAAUUUAUGUUUACUGUUUAUCCCAAAUUCGGAGUUGAUCUGAAAACAAAGAAUUUAAAUCAAAUCCUCAGCUUUGUUCAUAAGUUUGACAGAAGUGAUUUAAUGGAUAAAGGAGAUAUGGCUUUUUCCAUAACAUAUCUCGUGGGUUAUGCCCUAACAAAUAGUCAUCAUUCCAUUGACUAUAGAAAUAGUUCAACAAUCGAGAUUGAUGACUUAUUUCAAGAAAUUGGAUCUGUCCAAGAAAAUCACUUUUGUGAAAUAAAAAAUGAAAACACUGAUUGGAUGAUUAAUAUCUCCAAAGAGAAAAAUCAGUUUGGUGAUUCUUCCACCAUCAAGAUCAAAGAAAAUCAGGAUUUAGUUGAUAAACCCAGAUCUUCUACAACCAGAGAAAUGGUUAGAAAUAUUUCUCAAAGAAUUGACUCUAUGACCACUAUCCUAAAGGAUUUGACCGGUCAAUGA